Messenger RNA from Xyrauchen texanus (razorback sucker), 1500 nucleotides. Its product is annotated as dynein light chain 2, cytoplasmic. Lineage: Eukaryota; Metazoa; Chordata; Actinopteri; Cypriniformes; Catostomidae. The transcript is spliced from 3 exons. The coding region runs from base 224 to 493 and encodes 89 amino acids. Gene Ontology annotation, molecular function: dynein light intermediate chain binding; dynein intermediate chain binding. Gene Ontology annotation, cellular component: cytoplasmic dynein complex. Gene Ontology annotation, biological process: microtubule-based process; cilium assembly. The record is from RefSeq and is a predicted model, not a curated record.
UGCUGGCAGAGGGGCUCAGGGAGCGGCUGGUCUGCAGCCAAUGGCGAGCGCUGUGUAGGACGGCAUUGUGAAGAGCUAGAGAUUUUAGCGGGCACCAGUCAGCGUUUGACUUGAUUUUUAUGUUCCUCUAAUAACGUCAAAGGGACAUCCGAAACGACGAAAGCUAGCACGGUGACUGUUUUGAAUCGCAAAUUUCUGUUGCCUAUUAUCGUUGACAGGCACCAUGACUGACAGAAAGGCUGUGAUCAAGAAUGCUGACAUGUCUGAGGACAUGCAGCAGGAUGCAGUGGACUGUGCCACACAGGCCAUGGAGAAAUACAAUAUCGAGAAGGAUAUUGCGGCAUACAUCAAAAAGGAGUUCGAUAAGAAAUACAAUCCUACAUGGCACUGCAUUGUGGGAAGGAAUUUCGGCAGCUACGUGACUCAUGAGACGAAACAUUUCAUCUACUUCUACUUGGGGCAGGUGGCCAUUCUCCUGUUCAAGUCUGGCUGAUUCAACAUCCGACUGUAGAUUGUAUUUCCAACGAAGACUGUGAUGCACUGGCGGCCGAUGUCAUAUCUACUCGCACACUACGAAUAUUAAAAACGAGAACAUACCUUGACUAGGCUGGCUGUGCACAACUGCAUGGAUCAUAUCCCAUACUACUUGUGUACAUGUUGCAGUUAAAUUGCUUUUCAUUAGAGGCCCGUGUUAAUUGGCAAAAUUUUUGUUAAUGGUUCUUGCAGGUUUUUCCUAGAUCAUAUGUUGUAUAAUUAAAAGCGAGAAAAUGUAUUGACAAGCACAUGUCUGCUGUAAAUGGAUAUAUUUUUGGUGACCUAGUGCUGUAAUAUAAUUGAUGAUUUCUAUGCGCUGUGUCAUUUUGGGGUAUUGGGGCAGUGAGUACAAGCACACUUGGUUAUGAGGAGGUUAGUCUGUAUAGUUUGAUUUUGAAACAUUCUGUCGAUAAAAAGAUUGUUUUCUUUUGCUUAUGUCUUUUCUUUUUCUUGUUUGAUAUGGGAGAAGUAUUGCAUUUGAGAAACCCCAUGUUAAUAUUCUUGACUAUUUGAAAUUUCUACCUGAAUCAAUGAUCUAGAUGUAUGUAAUAGAGACGCACACUUAAAGAUUAAUAGCAAAGACUCCCCUGUAACUCGUAUUGCAACAGACUUACUCCAUGAAGCUAAUGACAGAUUGUAAUAGUUUGUUGUCAGGUCCUUCAUGUAAUUGUCUGCAGAACAGUUUUCUGAAUGUAUGAAGUAGAUAAAGUUGCACAAGAAAUGUCUUAAGUGUCUUCCUGUCUUCUGUUCUGCUAUUUAUCUUCAGAGUGAGAUUUCUUUUGCAUGAUUUUUUUUUUCUGCCCUUUUCAAAGUUCUGUCCAGUGACCGUCUACAAAAACAUGUAUAGUUUGCACAUGCCUUUUGAUGCUUUCUCUGUUCAUAGGAUUGUAAACUUGCACUCAAUGGAUCCGUACCCACUCAGGUACCGCUCAUGACAAAAUGCGGCCUGUCAUUAAAAUGUGUGAU